Hibiscus syriacus is the source of this 1090-nucleotide messenger RNA. RefSeq lists its product as uncharacterized. NCBI's taxonomy places the organism in Eukaryota, Viridiplantae, Streptophyta, Magnoliopsida, Malvales, Malvaceae. The coding region runs from base 119 to 973 and encodes 284 amino acids. Gene Ontology annotation, molecular function: ubiquitin-protein transferase activity; zinc ion binding. Gene Ontology annotation, biological process: protein ubiquitination. The transcript is spliced from 8 exons. Gene Ontology annotation, cellular component: membrane. The record is from RefSeq and is a predicted model, not a curated record.
AGGAUUUGGUUCAUUUUUUUGUUGCCCUCUUAUCAGAUUCCUUUCUUUUUCUUUCUAUUCUCUCAUUUGUUCGGAAACCUCCGACCCGCCGCUCUUUCUCAGUGCGAUCCCGGAAAUUAUGAGUGAUCACUUGGUGUUAUAUGUGGAUCGUCUGGUGAGGCCGGUGCCCGUGCACCAAGUGGAAUCGGAGGCUGGUCCCUCGACGGAGAUUUCGGCGGAGGAAAAGGAGAAGGAGAAAGAUAAGGAAGUUGUCCAAGGAGGCGAAGAUGACGAGGACGAGGGAGAGGAGGAGGACCCGCUUAUUCAGGCGGUGGAGUGUCGCAUUUGUCAGGAGGAAGAUUCCAUUAAGAAUCUUGAGACUCCUUGUGCCUGCAAUGGCAGCCUCAAGUAUGCGCAUAGGAAGUGCGUGCAGCAUUGGUGCAACGAAAAAGGAGAUAUAGUUUGCGAGAUAUGUCAUCAGCCUUAUCAACCUGAUUACACUGCUGUACCUUGUCGCCGAACUGAAGAAACAGCUAUUGAUAUUGGUAGAGGCUGGACAAUCUCUGGCACCCCUCUGGAUUUGCAUGAUCCUCGCAUUUUGGCCAUUGAGGAGGCAGAACGCCAAUUUUUGGAAACCGGGUAUGAUGAAUAUGCUGCAUCAAGUGCCACUGGAGCUGCCUUCUGCCGUUCAGCUGCUGUAAUUUUAAUGGCACUUCUGCUGUUGCGGCAUGCAGUGACUGUCCCCGAUGCUGAUUCGGAUGAGAACGUGCCUUCAUUUUUCUCUUUCUUCUUGCUUCGAGCCGUCGGCUUUCUGUUACCAUGCUACAUCAUGGCUUGGGCGAUCAGUAUAUUACAACAACGAAGGCAAAGACAGGAAGCAGCGGCGUUGGCCGCAACCCAGGUCGCUUUUGUACUACAAUCUGGGCAAAGUAGGGGCAUGCAUUUUGCCAUAGCACCGGGACCUGCGGCGACUCCCUACCUGGAAAACGUUUAACUUACAGGAAACCACUAUGAAGUCCUGCACUGACAUUAUAUUACGUUGAUAGUUUAUGAGCAAACGAGGACAGUUGCCCCCUAUCAAAGAACUUGUGUAAAAGCCGUUAAUUUAUUU